Messenger RNA from Caenorhabditis bovis, 1131 nucleotides. Lineage: Eukaryota; Metazoa; Nematoda; Chromadorea; Rhabditida; Rhabditidae. The record is from the annotation of a GenBank genome assembly.
AUGUCGGCUGAAAACCAAAACACAAAGAGCGGCGAGCAAUUGGAGGGAGCUGUCGGCGCGGUGGUGGCGCCGAAGGUCCCAAAACGGAAGACGGACUUCUCCGAGCAUUUGACCGAUGAGCAACGAAAAGAGUUCAAUGUGCAAUCAUUUAUCACAAGGCAUUUGCGAGCUGGAUCGAAAGCUCAAAAAUAUGAGGUCUUCGAGAUUCACGCCUUAUUAGAAUUGGCGUUGAAGGUUUUUAUGAGUGGAAAAGCGCUUAUUGAAGUGAGAGCGCCGGUUAAUAUUUGCGGCGACACUCAUGGACAAUACUCGGACCUUUUACGGAUAUUCAAUGCUUGUGGUCCUCCGACGAAACAACGAUAUCUGUUUUUGGGCGAUUAUAUCGAUCGAGGGCGACAUUCAUUAGAGGUGAUUUGUCUCCUUCUUGCUCUUCGAUUGGCACUUCCGAAACGAAUGUACCUGCUGAGAGGCAAUCACGAGCUACGGGCGAUCAAUAAAAAUUAUGGAUUUUACGCGGAGCUUCAAAAUCGAUUCCGGAGCUCUGGCGGAGAGCACACGGCACUCUACGAGCAUUUCAAUUUGGUUUUUAGUUAUAUGCCGCUGGCGGCGAUUGUUGCGAGACGGAUAUUGUGCAUGCACGGCGGAAUUUCGCCGCAUUUGCAAUCGUUGGAUGAUAUUCGAAACAUCGAAUUGCCGCUCGAAGCUGCCAAACAGCAUCCACUCGCGUGUGAUCUUUUAUGGGCCGAUCCGGAAAAAGGUUGUCCGGGAUUCGAAGCGAACAAAAUUCGCGCAAUUUCGCAUAUUUUCGGUGAGGUCGAAGUCGAAAAUCUUUGCAAAAAGCUUGACAUUGAUUUGAUUGUUCGCGCGCAUCAGGUCGUCGAGUACGGCUACGCAUUCUUCGCCGAUCGUCGAUUGAUUACGGUAUUCUCUGCUUCGAGAUAUCAGGAGGAACUUCAUAAUUAUGCCGCCGUUGUGGUCGUCGAUUCGAGUUUGGAGCUCAGUUUUGUGCAGUUGAAACCCGAGGAGUUUGAGAAGCGACGAGAAGAAAAUGAGAAGAACGGAGCCGAUCAAGAGCAGACCACCGCCAAUAUUAUGGACUUAGAAGAAGCGAAAAAGAAAGCUCCGAAAUAA